AGCGCUCGGCGCAGGGGCACAAACGGACGGCGACGUCCUCAAUGCUACUUUAACAAAGAGCCGACGGCCGCGCGCGACUUUCGGGCCGACUCCGAACGGCCGAUCUGGCACCGGACCGGGUGUGUGUGGCCGGUAGAACGAUACGGGUCAGCUGAAGCGGGGACAACGAGGCACCGAGCCGAUUGUUCUAUCGUAGUUAAAGUCGGACGCAAAUCUCCUUGGGCCUGUUCUUUUCGGAGGACAGCACAGCAGUGGGUGCAGCCAAUCUGUGGCCAGGACGGUCUGGACACCAAAAAAAUCCGCUUUGAUGAGGUAGCAGCAGGUUCUGCAGACGGAUCCCACUACCCUCCCCCGGCCACUCUGAAAUGGGCCAGAAGAUCUCAGGGAGCCUCAAGACCGUGGAUGGACGCAGCGAGCCGUCUUACAGGCCCACUCGACGGGACCUGAGGGGUCCAGAUCUCUGCCGGCCGGCCCGUUUGGACCUGCUGCUGGACCUGCCCCCGGCCCAGCCCGCUGUACAGCUGCAGCACUCCUGGAAUGGCAACGACCGUUCGCUCAAUAUCUUCGUUAAGGAGGAGGAUGGGCUGACACUGCACCGUCACCCGGUGGCUCAAAGCACAGACUGCAUCCGUGGUCGCGUGGGCCACACUCGAGGCCUUCACGCCUGGCGCAUCCAUUGGCCCACGCGGCAGCGCGGAACACACGCUGUGGUGGGCGUGGCCACUGCCCAGGCACCACUGCACUCCGUUGGCUACAUGGCCCUGGUGGGCAGUGAUUCCGAAUCCUGGGGCUGGGACCUGGGCCGUAACAAGCUCUACCACAACAGCAAGAACCAGCCGGCACAGGCCGCCCCCACCUACCCCACCUUCCUGGGGGCCGACGAGUCUUUUGUGCCGCCGGACUCGCUGGUGGUGGUGCUGGACAUGGACGAGGGCACGCUCAGCUUCGUGGUGGACGGCCAGUACUUGGGCAUUGCCUUCCGAGGGCUCAAGGGCAAAAAGCUGUACCCCAUUGUCAGUGCGGUGUGGGGCCACUGUGAGAUCACUAUGUGCUACAUCAACGGCCUUGACCCGGAGCCCCUCCCCCUCAUGGACCUGUGUCGCCGGGCGGCCCGGUUGGCCCUGGGUCGGGAGCGUCUGCAGGAGAUCGAAACGUUGCCGCUGCCUCAGUCUUUGAAGAAUUACCUGCAGUACCAGUGAGGUGACGGGCCCCGAGGAGGAUUCUCAGUCCCGUCUGAUUGGCCAGGCCGGGUGAGAGGCGGAUCCCUAAGGAAUGUCAAAGCACUAAUGGGGUCAACCCCCAGGAGCCACUGUUUACAGGCAGAGACACACAGUUUUAUCAAUUUUUCAGCUGACAAGGGCAGUCAAGGAUUUAGACAUGGGCUUGGUGCUUUCAUGUGAGUGAAGUGGCUGAAUUUGCAUGAAUGAUAGCAGGAUUGUCUGCCUGAUGUAUUAGGUUGCAAUAGGACUUUUUUUCCUUUGAGGUCCAAAGGCACCUUGUGCUGACCUGAUCUUUGAGGGAAAAGCCUGCUGCAAAUUGUAAUGCAAAUAACGGAUCCAGCGGCCCUCGCACACCGACCAAGCCCCGCCUGAAGCUUUGUCCCGUGUGGACCCCCCCACCACCUCCACCACCACCCCCCAAUCACCUUAUACUUUAAUGCUUGAGUCACUUUGUUUUAUAUUUUGAAUGCCUUUUUUUUUCUAAGUGUGAAUUUAUUAUUAUUGUUAUGAUGACGAUUCUUCCUAAUUGUUACUGUGUUUAUUUAUCUGUUCGAAGACGUUUCUUUUAAUGUGAUAUUCAAAGUGUGAAUGAAUGACCAUGGAUUCAUGCCCUUGAGUUCCCCCCCCCCCCCCCUUUUUAAACCAAAUGCUGCUCUCGAUGAAGAUGACAAUGAAUUUUAUUUUCUUUUACUAUAGAUCUUUGACCGGGUUGUGACGUGUUACUGGGUAUGAUUCACUGGGGAUCAGUAGAAUGUAUGAACAUCGCUGCCCUCAGCAUGUUUUAAUUAUGAAUAAAAAGCAAGUGAAUGAA
This is a messenger RNA of Brienomyrus brachyistius, 2031 nucleotides long. It is a transcript of the gene spsb4a, whose product is annotated as splA/ryanodine receptor domain and SOCS box containing 4a. Gene Ontology annotation, molecular function: protein binding. The coding region runs from base 366 to 1199 and encodes 277 amino acids. Lineage: Eukaryota; Metazoa; Chordata; Actinopteri; Osteoglossiformes; Mormyridae. The record is from RefSeq and is a predicted model, not a curated record. The transcript has 3 exons. Gene Ontology annotation, biological process: proteasome-mediated ubiquitin-dependent protein catabolic process. Gene Ontology annotation, cellular component: SCF ubiquitin ligase complex.